AUGGAGUGGAAGCCUCCUCAGUUUGACGUUUCCUACCUUCCAGACUCUGUCCUCACAAAUAAUCUGGACGUGGAUCCUGAUUUCGUAGACAAUUUCGCUCGUUCUGCUAAGUGGUGUGCCGAUGGAUCCAGCUUCCUUGUCCAGUGCGAGAACAGAGCAUUUCAACUGUUUAAUACGUCACAUUCCGAAGCCACACAAUUCUCCGUUCAUCAUACCCGUACAUUCUCGCAGUCCUCAGCGAUUGUCAAUUUUGCUUGGUAUCCUGGGGCAUCAUCCAGCAACGCUCCAGCGUUCUGUUUCGUCGCUUCUGUGCGUGACUGUCCGGUGAAACUUCUUGAUGCCUCGGAUGCAAGGCUGAGAGCCUCGUACCCAAUUGUUGAUCAUCGCGAGAGGUUCAUCGCUCCUCAUAGUCUCGCGUUCAACUUGACAGCAGACAAGUUAUACUGUGGUUUUGAAGAUGCCAUCGAGAUCUUUGACAUUCAACAUCCUGGGGAAGGCGAUCGGCUUCCGACCAUACCUUGUAAGAAAAGUAAGGAUGGACUUAAAGGCAUCAUAUCCAGUAUCGCUUUCUCCUCCUCUUACGACUACUACGCGAUCGGCAGCCUAACACCUCCCUCACAAGCAAUGGAUAAUAUUGCGUUGUAUUCCGAGUCGAAUAAAGUAGCCAUCAUGCCUAUAGGAGGCACAAAUGCUCAGUCCGGACUGAAGUUUAAUCCGACGAAACCGCAUAUCCUGUAUGCUGCAUUUCGGCGACAUGAUGAAAUAUAUGCCUGGGACCUUCGCAGUGAUACAUCUGUACCUGUACAAGUCUUCAGGACGUCCCCUGAUUCUCGGACCAAUCAAAAAAUCGAAUUCGACAUAGACUGCGCUGGGAGAUGGUUAAGCGUCGGUGAUCAGAACGGAUGUAUUUCGAUGUUUGACCUUGGAGAUUCGGACGAAUUGGAUUCUGAACAAUCGCCAGUAUGCCAGCCGCUCAUGCAUAUUUCUCCCGUGACUAAUUUGGCGACCAAAGAUGCGGUGGGCUGCGUGGCUUUUCAGCCCCUGCGUUCUAACCUUCUAUCGGCAUCUGGCUCACGCCAUUUUGAUGGGGGCAUGGAAGAGGUUGAUUCUGAUAGUUCUGACGAGGAGCAUUCAACAGACCAAGAGUCGGAUUCUGAGAGCCAGAACGUGAUCACUAAGUCGAGGCGCCGACGGCUUCCAUAUGUCAAGGACUCGUCUCUGAAGCUGUGGUCUUUCGACCCAACGCGGGCUGUACAUCACACACAUGAUUAA
Molecule: messenger RNA, 1272 nt
Organism: Suillus paluster
Lineage: Eukaryota; Fungi; Basidiomycota; Agaricomycetes; Boletales; Suillaceae
Exons: 10
Coding region: 1-1272 (423 amino acids)
Molecular function (GO): protein binding
Source: RefSeq, a predicted model, not a curated record